AUGCAUCAUUUAGGAGACCGCAGUUUGUCCAAUGAACAACCCUCACGGCCCCCCACUUGUUUCCUCAGCAUCUGCAACCGAGGCUCUUAACCAUUUCAGAUUUUAGAAUAUUUAAUUGUUCACCUUCGGAAUGAAAAGGAAGAACAGCUAGAAGAAUUUCCUGCACAUAAAGGGACACUUGUGAUUUCUCUAGACAUAGAAGAUUCUGUCCAACAUGUGGAUCAGUCCUACUGUGCAAUUUUCUAUGAGAAGCCUGGAGUUCUCGAAGAGGAUUGUUUAGCAAUGAAACGGUUCAUGCACAGGAUCAGCCUUGUGCACGCAACGAUCAAAUUUCAUUACUGUGUAAAAGUGAACGGCUUCAUUUCUGCAGAGACCUAUAGCACAGAAAGGAGAGCGAGCACAGGUUUGCCAGAUGGGACAAGGCUACUCAGUGAUGGGAGUCAUUUUGUGCGGACAGUAUCCACAGAAAUGAAGAGGUCUUGUGAGAAAAUCCACCCUAUGAGUGGUGAGCCAGUUGGUCUCUUCAUUCCGAGCACGGUAGCCGAAAGAGGUUUCAGCGGAGAUGUGAGACUCAUGCCUGUUGUGUCCCUGUGUCCCUGUCAGAAACAAUUCCCUAACCAGCCAGUGAAGAUAACUGCUCUCUCUCCAGCAAUAUAUGUAUUUCUUUAUGACCCAGCAGGCCUGCCUAUGCUGCUUCCCUCAACAGAAGCAUCACAUUCUUUUUUUGAAGAUCCUUCACAUUUAGCAGCAUGGGAGAAAUAUGGUUACCAAGCAAUAUUAAAGUCAGAUCCAUAUUGGGAAGAGGAUACAGCAAGACCUGAUGUCAAAUACAAGCUUCACACCAGCCACAAACAGAGGCCAGAAUCGGAGGAACAGAUGUUGCUGCUCUUCCUUUUUCUCAGUUAUUCUGAUCCAUUUCAGGACAAACCAGCCUAUAAUUUCUGGGAUCGGCGAGUGAUCCUAUCUCACAUGAAUACUAUUCUCACAUUCAGCGAGCAGGCUGUAAAGGGCACUAUCCAAGGAGUUCUCAAUAGGGUCCUAGAACAGCACCACAAAUUAACUCAGGAACAGCAGAAACUGGCGAGUUCUUUGUCCAUCAUGACAGAGGCCAUUUCCACCAUUGUUUCAAGCAGCACUGACAGUGAAUUUAGAAGGAGGUGUUUCCAAGGUUUGCAGGUUGCAGAUACCCAGCAGUUCUUGUCAACAGCUGAAAAGACCUUCAGCAAAGUCAUUCUUCAACGAUGGAGGCCCAGCAGCACAUGUGACAUCAGAACAGCAAGUUUUUCUGCUCCUGCUGUCCAUUCUUAUAUUGACUCCUUGUCUUAUCCACAUAAGAUGCAGACAGACUAA
Molecule: messenger RNA, 1350 nt
Organism: Eublepharis macularius
Lineage: Eukaryota; Metazoa; Chordata; Lepidosauria; Squamata; Eublepharidae
Gene: TOP6BL
Product: chromosome 1 C11orf80 homolog
Exons: 11
Biological process (GO): meiotic DNA double-strand break formation; reciprocal meiotic recombination
Source: RefSeq, a predicted model, not a curated record